Molecule: messenger RNA, 3310 nt
Organism: Notolabrus celidotus (New Zealand spotty)
Lineage: Eukaryota; Metazoa; Chordata; Actinopteri; Labriformes; Labridae
Gene: smarcal1
Product: SWI/SNF related, matrix associated, actin dependent regulator of chromatin, subfamily a-like 1
Exons: 17
Coding region: 419-3178 (919 amino acids)
Biological process (GO): replication fork processing; DNA repair
Cellular component (GO): nuclear replication fork
Molecular function (GO): ATP binding; ATP-dependent chromatin remodeler activity
Source: RefSeq, a predicted model, not a curated record
UUUCUACGUCACUUCCUGCGCGGCAGACCGACCCAGCAAGCAAGUUGUCAGCUACCUGCUUCGUGCGUAGAGAACUUAAUAACAUUUUCUGUCAUUUGUUCCCCCUUUUUGUCUGAUAAUCCCCCCACGGAGGAUUCCUACCACAUAUCUAACCCCACUGUGAUGCUGUCGACUGAAGCUCUGCUAAGUUUUACUGUUGCCGCCCACGGUAGCCAACGUUAGCUGCUACUGCUAACAGGGAAGCCUGCAUUGCAAGUUAACCAACGGUCAAUCAGUGCUGCUUUUGCUAGCUGGGUCAUCAUGAAACACUUGUUUUAUCUAACUACAUGUCUUUGAUAGUUUGCUUUGACUUGUUAUUCGAACUUAAUGACCGUGAAGUCUCGAGUCAGAGGUAGAAGUUGCUGCAGAGUCCAUCAACAUGUCUCACCAGCUGACAGUGGAUCAGCUGAAAAAGAUAGAGGAGAACAGACAGAGGGCUUUGGAGAGAAGAGCCCAAAGACUCGGACAGACUACCAGCAGCAGUAAGCAGUGCUCGGGAGUUUUCAGCAGUGCUUCGGUAAAAGCACAACCCCCUAAACAUAGCAGUGCCUUGGAGACUGCUGCCCCGACUCAAACUCAAAACAGAGAGACUCAGAGCUCAGCCUCUGGACCUAAACGGUUUGUACCACCCUUUAAAAAAGACUCUCAAGGCCUCCAUAACACAAAUCAAGGCCCAAACCAUCAGCAGUCACCUGGCACUGGCAACCAAAUCAAUCAGAGUGCUGUGUGUGCCUCUGCCUAUACAAGACAGGCCCAACUCAUUGACCCUCUCCCUAAGACAACAAGUCAACAUGUAAGCAGUGGUGUCUUGUCCAGUGGAGGAAACUUUGGUGUGAAGUUGCCUCAACCUCAGCCCAACCUCUCCACCAACAGCUGUGGAGGUGCAGUGGGCUCCUUCUACAAUCAGAGUAGUAAACCUGCCCAAAGCCCUGUGGCACAGCCUCCCUCGAGCUCUUCAACUUUAAAUGGUGGACCUGCUAAGAAACCUGCCAUAUCUGUGAGAGGAAGAUGUGUACCUCACACUGAGGACCGCUUCAGAAUAGAAGUGGGCUAUCAUGCAGAGCUGAUUGCUGUUUUUAAAUCCAUCCCUUCAAAGAACUAUGACCCUGCAACAAAGAUGUGGAACUUUGGUCUGGAGGACUACCGACAGCUAAUGGAGGAAGCAGCUUCUAUUUCCUCUGUGUCUUUGAGGCCUCUGGAGGGAAUGGAGGCGCUGGACAUCGCUGCAGCAACCAGCCGAGCUCGUGACAGUGCAGCGCUGGGAGCGUUGUUGAAGCUGUGUAACGGCUGGCAGAAACCUGGGGCCACUCUGCAGGGCCAGUGCAUCCUGGUGUCUCACACUAAGUUCGAGGUUGACAUUGGUUACCAUGGGGAGGUCAUUGCAGCGUUCAAGCAGAUGCCAACAAAGACCUAUGACAUGAAAACAAGAAAGUGGAGCUUUUCACUCGAGGAUUACAAGAGACUCGUGGAUCUUCUCAGUGGGAUAGCAGCAGUGGAGGUGGAGCCUCUGCCCAGGGCAAUAGUCCAGGCGUUCUCUGCCAGGUUUGAUGGGACUGAAGCCAGGUCUUUAGACGUCCCUGAGGCAGACCUCUCCGACAUCGACCCCUCGCUUACCCGCAGUCUCAUGCCCUUCCAGAGGGAGGGAGUCAAUUUUGCAGUGUCAAAACAAGGCCGCCUCCUCCUGGCUGAUGACAUGGGCCUGGGGAAGACAAUUCAGGCCAUCUGCAUAGCAGCCUUUUACAGGAACGAGUGGCCUUUACUAGUGGUGGCUCCGUCCUCUGUGAGAUUCACCUGGGCUGAGGCCUUCAGACGCUGGCUCCCUUCCCUGAGUGCUGACAGCAUCAACGUGGUGGUAAAGGCCAAAGAUAAUCUGAGGUCUGGUCUGGUCAACAUCAUCAGCUACGACCUCCUGAGCAGGAUGGACAAGCAGCAGCCAGGAAACCCCUUUGGUGUUCUCAUCAUGGAUGAGUCUCACUUUCUGAAGAACAUGAAGACUGCUCGCUGUAAAUCAGCGUUACCUCUCCUGAAGGCGGCAAAGAGAGUGAUUCUCCUGUCUGGGACCCCCGCCAUGUCCAGACCCUCAGAGCUCUACACCCAGAUCCUGGCUGUCAGGCCAACUCUCUUCCCGCGCUUCCAUGAUUUUGGGCUGCGCUACUGUGAUGCCAAACAGAUGGCUUGGGGGUGGGACUACUCGGGCUCCUCUAACCUUGGAGAGUUAAAGCUGCUCCUGGAGGAGUGUCUGAUGCUGCGUCGCCUCAAGUCAGAUGUCCUCUCCCAGCUUCCAGCUAAACAACGCAAGGUUGUCACAGUGACCAUAGAUGGAGUCAACACUCGCUUAAAAGCUGCUCUGUCGGCUGCCGCCAAGCAGUUAUCCAGCGGAAACAGCAAUAAAAAGGAAGAGAAGGAGGCCCUGCUCGUCUUUUAUAACCACACAGCUGAAGCCAAGCUACAAGCUAUUACGGAGUACAUCACAGACAUGCUGGAGUGUGGGAGGGAGAAGUUUCUGGUGUUUGCCCAUCAUAAGCUAGUCCUUGAUCACAUCACCAGCGAACUGGAAAAAAAGAGCGCCACUUACAUCCGUAUUGAUGGGGCCACACCCUCGGCUGAACGGCAGCAGCUCUGUGAGCGGUUCCAGUUCUCGACCAAGAGUUGUGUAGCCGUUCUCUCCAUCACCGCAGCUAACAUGGGUCUGACCCUGCAUGCUGCUGACCUGGUGAUCUUUGCUGAGCUUUUUUGGAACCCAGGGGUUCUCAUUCAGGCAGAGGAUAGAGUGCACCGUAUUGGACAAACCAGCAAUGUGAACAUUCACUACCUGGUUGCCAAGGGAACUGCUGAUGAUCACCUGUGGCCGAUGAUCCAGGCCAAAAUGAAUGUGUUGGAGCAGGUGGGGCUUUCUGAGUCUAACCUCUCAGACAAAGCAGUAAACGCCAGCUUCCACUCCAAGGAUCCUAACCAGAGGAGAAUCAUGGACAUGUUCCAGAGGUCUUUCACUGCAGAUGAUGACAUAGAUGAGGCCGUUUUACAGGAGGCUGCAGACGAGUGGGAGGACUCUCCCCCUGAAAACAGCUGCGGAAAACAGCAAGGCAUGGCUGUACAAAACCCCAACAAAAGGAGCAUCACAGACUAUUUCAGCAGAUGAAAUUGUACAGGUUGACCCCAAACCGACCCUUUACCCAAUCUUAUUUUGACUAUCAUGACUGAACAUGUGUGAACAUAACGUUUAUUAGAACAUUAAUAAAACUCUUUUUUUUUGCUACUGAAAGAAAAUCAA